GGGAAGCCCUCGGUUCAAUCCCCAGCAACACACACACACAAACUCGUGGAGUCUGCAAUUUACAUUUCACUGCUUAAAAAAAGAGGAGAGAGAGAUGGCCCUGAGAUAUCUGUCCUCCUUCCAGGUCUGCCUGCUCUAAUGUGCUCCCAAAGUGACCCUAGACACAAGUCCAGCACUGUCCCUGACCUUUGAUCCAUCCUGGGAUGGAGGAAUGUUGUUCAGUUUACCCUAAGGAAAAAUUGGGGGGAGUUUUGGCUGGAGAUAACAGCAACAAUGCUUCAGACAGUCCCUGCUGUCACCCUGCCCUGUGAUAAGCAGCUUCCUUCCAGGAAGGCCUGAUCUGAGAUAAGAGCUGAGAGCUGCCACCUGGGGCUGAGCCUGCCUGGUGGGGAGGGCUGUCCCCCAGGACCCCCUCUGAGCCCUGCAGGAGAACCGCUGCUGGGCCAGGGCUCUGUAGUCUCAGACCUUAGCUCCCCUCAACCCCUGGCCUGUUUCCCCAUGAGGCAAGUGAGAGUAUGGCACCAACUCCGCAGCCCAGUGAACAGGGUCCCAGGCUCCCUGGACAGCCCACCACAGAACCUGACGUUUGGUCAGAGCUGCAGAGAAGAUGGGUGCCCCAGGGCAGCGCCUACCUUCCUGCCCUCUCCUCUGGGUGGGGAGGAAAAGGAUGGUCAAGUGCCACACACCAGAGUUGCCUGGGUUUCUCCCCGACCUGAGUUCUAUAUAGAGCCUAUUAAGGUAAUAAAAUAGUUGGUUCCAAAGUUUAUCUCCUGAUCCCCAAAGGGGAAAACAAGCAUGACUCCUACUUAUUGCAGAGAUUUUCCACUUACAGGAUGUAGUGGAUCUGGAGAAAUCUAGUUUUGUUUUGUUUGGGUUUGGGAUUGUUUGUUUUUUGGACCUUGACAUACACGCACACGCGCACACACAAAGCAUUUUUUGGAGAGAAACUGGCUGGCUUGGUCCUCCGGUUUUCAUGUGGUGUGUCAUUGUUGUUUCAUUGUUGGGGGAAAAAAAAAAAAGAGAGGGGCAUGUUUAAUAAUUACCUCUGUUGACCUCUGUACCUUCUGGCUUCCUCGACUUCUGGGCAUAAGAGAUGGCCCUCCUUAGGGAUCAACUGUGCAGACGCAGGUGGUCAGUAAGGCCGGCAGCUCCCCUGGCUCUACAAGGUCAAGGAGAAAGCCUCCUGGGACUAGCAGGAGGAAAAGAUGGGGGAGACGAGCCUGAGAAAACGGGGAGAGGAUGAGAAGUCGAUCCAGAGCAAUGAACCCAAGACCACAAGCCUCCAGAAAGAGGUGGGCCUGGUCAGUGGCAUCUGUAUCAUCGUGGGCACCAUCAUCGGUUCUGGGAUCUUCAUUUCCCCCAAGUCUGUGCUCAGCAACACGGAAACCGUGGGGCCCUGUCUCAUCAUAUGGGCAGCCUGUGGGAUCCUUGCAACACUGGGUGCGCUGUGCUUUGCAGAGCUUGGCACAAUGAUCACCAAGUCAGGGGGCGAGUACCCCUACCUGAUGGAGGCCUUUGGCCCCAUUCCUGCCUACCUCUUCUCCUGGACCAGCCUGAUGGUCAUGAAGCCUUCAUCCUUUGCCAUCAUCUGCCUCAGCUUCUCUGAGUACGUGUGUGCGCCCUUCUACUCGGGCUGCAAGCCUCCUGAGACAGUCGUUAAAUGCCUGGCUGCAGCUGCGAUCAUGCUCAUCACAACAGUGAAUGCACUGAGUGUGCGGCUCGGCAGCUACGUGCAGAACUUCUUCACAGCAGCCAAACUGGUGAUCGUGGCCAUCAUCAUCAUCAGUGGACUCGUUCUCCUGGCCCAAGGAAACACAAAGAAUUUUGAAAAUUCUUUUGAGGGCACGAAACUUUCUGUGGGAACCGUCAGUCUCGCCUUUUACAACGGACUCUGGGCCUAUGACGGCUGGAAUCAACUCAAUUAUAUCACAGAAGAGCUUAAAGACCCUUUCAGAUACCCCGAUGAGGUUUUCCAACUCCCCGCUCCAGCAGAGUCGGUCCCGGAGGCUGUGCCCAACGAGGAGAGUGGGGACCUGGGUCUUCCAGGAGGGCGGGUAGCUCUUUUGGGUCAGCAGCUGCUGGAGGCCAUGGAAGACCCUCAGGAUUCGUUUUGCUUCCCCUGCCAGACGUUUGGUGACCGUGUCCUCUAUCCUGCCUCUUGGGUCGUUCCACUUUUUGUGGCGUUCUCUACCAUCGGUGCUGCCAAUGGGACCUGUUUUACAGCGGGCAGGCUCAUAUACGUUGCAGGCCGGGAAGGCCACAUGCUUAAAGUGCUCUCCUACAUCAGUGUCAGGCGCCUCACUCCUGCCCCUGCUAUCAUCUUUUACGGUAUUAUAGCGACAAUUUAUAUCAUCCCUGGCGAUAUAAACUCCUUAGUCAAUUAUUUCAGUUUUGCUGCAUGGCUGUUUUAUGGGCUGACGAUUUUAGGACUCAUUGUGAUGAGGUUCACAAAAAAAGACCUGGAAAGGCCUAUCAAGGUACCCAUUUUCAUUCCCAUCUUGGUGACUUUCAUAUCUAUGUUUUUGGUUCUGGCCCCAAUCAUCAGUAGGCCUGCAUGGGAGUAUCUCUACUGUGUGUUAUUUAUACUGAGUGGCCUUAUAUUUUACUUCCUUUUUGUCUACUACAAGUUUGGAUGGGCUCAGAAAAUCUCAAAGCCUGUCACCAUGUACCUUCAGAUGCUGAUGGAAGUCGUCCCACCAGAGAAAGAAACUGAGUAACAAGUUCAUUGCUUGUAGCCCAGUCAAGUCUGUGAUGAAUUUAUUUUUGUAAGCAAUAUUUGUGGUUAUUUCUUCCUGAUAUUUUUCUUAAGGAAAAAAAUAUGCCCAGGCGUUUGUAUAAUAUUAUUUUUAGAUAUUCUUCAUUCUCUGAAUAGAGGUCUUGACAGAAGUGACAGGUAUUUGCCAAAGUUAAAAGGAGAGAACAUCGCCUAAUAGAAAGAUAAUGACUGGGAAAGGGCUGUAUAAAGAUUAUCACCAGGUCGGGCUGGGGAAGCCCAGUAGUAGAGUACUUGCCUACCAUAUGCAAGGCAUUGGAUUCCAUCCCCAGCACUGCAAGAUAAAUACAUAGAUAAAUAAAAAAUAAAGGGUAUUCCUUAAACUCA
Molecule: messenger RNA, 3100 nt
Organism: Ictidomys tridecemlineatus (thirteen-lined ground squirrel)
Lineage: Eukaryota; Metazoa; Chordata; Mammalia; Rodentia; Sciuridae
Source: RefSeq, a predicted model, not a curated record